Ilex paraguariensis (yerba mate) is the source of this 294-nucleotide messenger RNA. Lineage: Eukaryota; Viridiplantae; Streptophyta; Magnoliopsida; Aquifoliales; Aquifoliaceae. The record is from the annotation of a GenBank genome assembly.
AUGUAUGAGAAGCUUCAGUCUCAUCCCAAUGCUCAAGUGAGCAAGAGAGCUAGGCAAUUUAUGUUCAGUUUCCAGGCCAUGAAAAUGAUGAAGGUUACAGGUUCAUCUUUUCCUCUGGUGAGCAUGGGUUACCAAAAUUAUUUUGAAGCAUUUAUUGAAGAUAAAGCCAACUACCCUUUAAAAGAGCCUGAAGAUAAAGAAGGUGCACUAAGUCAAGCCCUCCUUCCAUAUAUUAUUUUUCUGGUUUCUCCAAUAUUCAUUCUAGUAUUUUUUGCUGUACAUAAAGGCACAUAA